AUGGUCCGUACUCCUGUACGGGAGCUGAGCAGCUACCUGCUCGCCGGCCAGCUGUACCAUCACGGCUGUCUGCGCCUUCGGCUUCGUCCUCACUCACGCCUCCUCCUUCCGAACUCCCCUGCAGCCCGAGCCACACAUAUCGCACCCAGCCGGUCAAUCUCCUGGUAUCCCCCUCGCCGCCUCGCUCAGCAACCGUCAUCCGCAGCCGCGGCCUCGCAAGAUGAAUCCACACCUGCUGCCAGCCCGGCUGCCGACGACCUUCGCCCAUCCCCUCCUCCCGACAGCAAAGCCCCCCUCCGCAAGAAGCUAAAGAAGAUCGGAAAGGCCCUCAAGACCUCUGGCCACAAGAAGCCUUCCAACUCCUCCCGUCAAAUUGUCCCUGGAUGGGAGCUCACCGUCGGCAUAGAGAUCCACGCCCAGCUCAACGCCCACCAUAAGCUCUUCUCGCCCGCCAGCCCGCCUCUGCCAUCCGACGAGCCCAACACCCAUGUUGCCCUGUUCGAUCUUGCCAUGCCUGGCUCCCAGCCAGUCUUUCAGCCAGACGCCCUUGUUCCCGCCCUGCGAGCUGCUCUUGCCCUAAACUGUGACAUACAGCCCGUCAGCAGAUGGGAUCGCAAGCAUUACUUCUGGUGGGACCAACCCAGUGGCUAUCAGAUCACCCAAUACUACGAGCCAUUCGCCAAGGAUGGACACAUCACGCUGUACGAGAGAGACGGGAUCGCCAAGGAGGAUGGCGAGGAAGUGCGUAUAGGCAUUAGGCAGGUCCAGAUGGAGCAGGACACGGCCAAGACAGUCGCCCGUCCCGACGGCGUCCAGUGGGUCGACUUCAACCGGGUCGGCGUACCACUGAUCGAGAUCAUCACAGAUCCCGAUAUACACCACCCAAAGACAGCCGCCGCACUGAUUAGGAAGGUCCAGAUGUAUCUCAACGCCGUCGACUCCUGUGUCAGCGGCAUGGAAGCUGGUGGCCUGAGAGCCGAUGUCAACGUCAGUGUCAGGCGCAAGAACCAUCCGCACUUCGAGUCCAUGCCACUGGGUCAGAGGACCGAGAUCAAGAAUCUCAGCAGCUUCAAGGCCGUCGAGGACGCCAUAAUCGCCGAGCGCGAUCGCCAGAUCUCUGUGAUCAAGGACGGCGGCAUCAUUGCCGGUGAGACACGUAGUUGGUCCAUCGGUGGCACUGAGACAACACGCCUCCGUGGGAAGGAAGGUGAGGUCGACUACCGCUACAUGCCAGACCCAGAUCUGCCACCAAUCACCAUCAGCGAACAAGUCAUCUCCCAUCUCGGUGAGAACCUAGGCAUGCUGCCUGAUGCCGAGGUUGACGAGCUUGUCAGCCAAUACGGCCUCAAAACGAAAGAUGCGCUGGCGUUGAUGCAGUUCGACGACGGCCACCGGCUUGAGUACUACUACAACGUCGUCCAGCGCCUGCAGGACCGCCUCGGUGAUCAAUGGGACACGUGCUGCGCCGUAUUAGCCGGCAAUUGGGUUCUCCACGAGCUAGGCCGCCUCACGUCGGAGCGUAAUGCCUCGGCUGAUGGCACGGUCCAGACCCUCGACAUGUCGCCCGCCGGCGAAAGCACCCGCGUGCCAGCACAGCACCUCGCCGAUAUCGUUUACUACUUCCACACCAUGCGUGUGACAGCGCGCGUCGCCAAAGAACUUCUCUUCGCCGUCUAUCGAGGGGACCUCAGUCGCACGUCGCCCGAGGGCUACGCUAGCGUUGAGGAGGCGAUUGAGAAGGAGAACCUCUGGUUCAACUCGCUGUCCCGCGAUGAGUACAGGGGACUGGCCGCCGAGACUGUGAGAAAGGAAAAGAAUGUGCUGAAGAUCUUGAUCCAACACUAUUCAACGGGGGCUGAUUUCCCCACGGGCCAACUGAUGUUCCUUGUCGGUAGGAUGAUGAAGACCGGCCCCGCAGAACGCAUAGAUCCUCAAGUCGCCCGGGAGGUGUUGGCAGAGGUGCUCGAGGAUGUCUGCAAGUUCACUCCACUCAGUGGCCGGUGA
Diaporthe citri is the source of this 2004-nucleotide messenger RNA. RefSeq lists its product as uncharacterized. Gene Ontology annotation, molecular function: glutaminyl-tRNA synthase (glutamine-hydrolyzing) activity. Gene Ontology annotation, biological process: mitochondrial translation; glutaminyl-tRNAGln biosynthesis via transamidation. Bases 1 to 2004 code for a protein of 667 amino acids. The record is from RefSeq and is a predicted model, not a curated record. NCBI's taxonomy places the organism in Eukaryota, Fungi, Ascomycota, Sordariomycetes, Diaporthales, Diaporthaceae. The transcript has a single exon.